AUGGUUAUCAAGACAGAUUUGUGCUCUUUUAGUGAAUGGCGUAUUUACCCUGGACAUGGUCGUAGAUUCGUGGCUAAGGAUGGUAGAUUAUUUUACUACUUGAAUCAAAAGAGUAGAGCAUUUUCUGCCAGAAAAAUUAAAAGCCAAGAAAUUCAAUGGACUAUUGCUUGGAGAAGAUUGAACAAGAAGAUUAAAACAGAUGAAGGAGCAAAGAAGAGAAGAAUCAGAAAUCUCAAGGUCUAAAGAGCUAUUGUUGGUAUAUCACUAGAAGAGAUUAGAAGAAGAAGAAAGGAAGAUGAAAAAACAAGAAAAGCUCAAGCUGAAUAGGCUGCUAGAGAAAUCAAGGACAGAAAGCAGAAGUAAAUUGAGACAUAAAAGUCACAAAGAAAAGGUGUAACAACCACUUAAAAAGCUGCACAAAAGGCCGAAACUAAGGCAGCACAAAAGGCUGCUGCUAAAGGAGCAGGAAAACCAAAGGGAAAGAAAUGAUAAAUUAUUAAAUGUACAUUAAUAUUACAAUAUAAACUACCUCUAUAGA
This is a messenger RNA of Paramecium tetraurelia, 538 nucleotides long. RefSeq lists its product as uncharacterized. Lineage: Eukaryota; Ciliophora; Oligohymenophorea; Peniculida; Parameciidae. The record is from RefSeq and is a predicted model, not a curated record. Gene Ontology annotation, molecular function: mRNA binding; structural constituent of ribosome. The transcript is spliced from 3 exons. Gene Ontology annotation, cellular component: cytosolic large ribosomal subunit. Gene Ontology annotation, biological process: cytoplasmic translation.